AAACAGGAGUCAAGUAGUUUGACUGAUGUCCAGACGCGUACCGCUGUUGUGUUUCACAGCUUUCCUUUCUCUCAGUCAGGCAGGCGUGUGAAACUAAGCGAGGGUCUCCGCAUUUGAUCGUGAAUUUUGAGCGUUUAUAGCGGCGAAGUUGUCAAAUUGAUUUUUUUUGUUUUGGUUGUUUCGUACAGUGUGCUAUAAAGGGUCUUUUAUUCAUUGGACUGAGUGCGUUUGCACCGCAGUGAGUGAGUGAACGGAGAUUCACGUCCACUUUUAAACCAUGUUGCAAACUUUUUUCCGGCAACAAUUGAAUUAAACUUUUUAAUUUCAAACGUUCUGCAGACAAUAUAUCGCCUUCAUGAAUUGCGUUAUCACCAUGACUGAUGAAAGCAAAGGAGAACACGGGAAAGGCGAAAGCGGGAAAGAUUUGGAGAAACAGCUACGUCUGAGAGUGUGUGUUUUGAACGAACUUCUGAAGACUGAACGGGAUUAUGUCGGGACACUCGAGUUCCUUUCAGUGUUUCUCCACCGCCUAAACCAGUAUGCAGCCACGAAGAUCGACAAGAACGUCACAGAGGAAACCGUUAAGGUGCUGUUCUCUAACCUGGAGGAAAUCCUUUCUGUGCACCGUAACUUCCUGUCCAUGGUAGAAGAGCUGCUGCAGCCAGACCCCCACGCUCACCACGAAGUGGGCCGCUGCUUCCUGCACUUUAGGAGUGGUUUUCAGAUCUACGAUGAGUACUGUGGGAACCAUGAGAAAGCUCAGAGAUUGCUGCUGGAACUCAACAAAAUCAGGACCGUCAGAACAUGCUUACUGGUGAGGAACCGUGAGCUGCUAAAGAGGACUCCUAAGAAACACAAUGACUACUCCCUGGUGUUGGAGUCUCUGCAGGUCAUGAAGGCUGUUUGUUCCUCCAUCAACGAGGCCAAGAGACAGAUGGAGAAACUAGAGGUGCUGGAGGAGUGGCAGUCCCACAUCGAGGGAUGGGAGGGUUCCAAUAUAACAGACACGUGUACAGAGAUGUUGAUGCAUGGAGUGCUGCUGAAGAUCUCAGCUGGUAACAUCCAGGAACGCAUCUUCUUCCUCUUCGACAACCUGCUGGUCUACUGCAAGAAGAAAAACAGGCGUUUAAAAAACAGCAAGGCGGCUACAGAGGGACCUCGUUACCUGUUCAGAGGAAGAAUCAACACCGAGGUGAUGGAGGUGGAGAACGUAGAUGACGGAACAGCGGAUUACCACAGCAGCGGGAACAUAGUGAACAACGGCUGGAAGAUCCACAACACAGCCAAGAACAAGUGGUUUGUGUGCAUGGCCAAGACCCCAGAGGAGAAACAGGAGUGGCUGGAGGCUAUACUCAAAGAGAGGGAGAGGAGGAAAACGUUGAGGCUGGGGAUGGAGCAGGACACGUGGGUGAUGGUGUCAGAGAAAGGAGAGAAGCUCUAUCACCUGAUGACUAAGCAGGGACACCUCAUCAAGGACAGGAAACGCAAGCUCACCACAUUCCCCAAGUGCUUCCUGGGAAGUGAGUUUGUGAGCUGGCUGGUGGACAUUGGGGAGACUGAUAACCCAGAGGAGGGGGUUCAUCUGGGACAGGCUCUACUGGAGAACGGCAUCAUACACCAUGUCACAGACAAACACCAGUUCAAGCCAGAGCCGGUGCUGUACCGUUUCCGCUAUGACGACGGGACCUACCACCCCAGGAGUGACAUGCAGGACGUCAUCUCCAAGGGUGUCAGACUCUUCUGCAGGCUCCAUAGCCUCUUCACUCCGGUCAUCAGGGACAAGGACUACCACCUGAGAACGUACAAGUCGGUGGUGAUGGCCAACAAGUUGAUAGACUGGCUCAUAGCACAGGUAAAACCUGCAUCUCACCUCCUUUCUUUUCCUGACCCCUGUACGGUGGCAGCCAUCGCAGGGCUCCACCCCGGCCAGUGUAUAUCAAGGUGAACACACAUCAACGUCAGUAAGGAAAGCCACGCCAGCGUCAUCGCACACGUUACUGCCUGUAGGAAAUACAGAAGACCCACACAGGCGGACUAUCAGCCGGACUAUCAGCCAGACUAUCAGCCCGACUAUCAGCCAGACUAUCAGCCAGACUAUCAGCCCGACUAUCAGCCCGACUAUCAGCCCGACUAUCAGCCCGACUAUCAGCCAGACUAUCAGCCAGACUAUCAGCCAGACUAUGUGAUGGAUAAGUUCAACACCAUCGCUAUCAUUGACGGUAAGAAGGACCACGUGAGUCUGACCGUAGACAACGUCCAUCUGGAGUAUGGAGUGGUGUACGACUACGACAGCACCGCCGGGAUCAAGUGUAGAGUCCUGGAGAAGAUGGUGGAGCCAAAAGGAUUCUUCAGCCUCACAGCCAAGAUCCUGGAGGCGCUGGCGCAUAGUGAUGACACGCUGGUUCAGAUGUGCAGUAGACUGAGCUCCAGCUGUGACGUCAUCCCCGAGAACCUGCAGGUCCGCUUCAGCGCCAUGUGUGGAGAGCGGGUGGAGCACAUUAACAGACGUAUCACCAACUACAGAAAGUUCUCGCGGGUGUUGAAGAACAGGGCGUGGCCCACCUUUAAGCAGGCUAAAACCAAGGUGUCCCCGCUCCACAGCAGCGACUUCUGCCCCACCAACUGCCAUGUGAACGUGAUGGAGGUGUCCUACCCCAAAACCACCACCUCUCUGGGCAGCGCCUUCGGAGUGCAGCUGGACAACAGGAAGAGCUCUACCCUGGAGAGAGGAGGUCGUAACGCCGAACAAGGUAAGCUGAACCCCAUGGUGUACGUACAACACACCAUCACCAGUAUGGCAGCUCCGUCAGGUCACAGUCUGGGUCGUACGGAGGGUCACGGCCUCCGCUUCCUGCUCCGGGAGGAUGACCUGCUGAUCUUGGACUCCUACCAGAAACUACUGGGCAAGCUGACCACGCUGGUGAAAGAGAUGGAGGGCCACGCCUCACAGAUACACGACCUCCUCUCCUCCAUCACCCUCCCACCUGCCUCAGACAUGAAGACCCCAGAGAGUUACAUCUCAGCGGAAAGCGAAGGAGAGCGAGGAGGAGAGAAGAACGGAAAGAAGGUGUGUUUCAACGUCGCCGGAGACGAACAGGAGGACUCAGGACACGACACCAUCAGCAACAGAGACUCCUACAGUGACUGUAACAGCAACAGGAACUCCAUAGCUUUCACCAGUAUCUGUAGCAGCCACUGCAGCUCCUAUGUUCACAGUGAUGAGAUGGACUCAGGAGACGAGAUGCCUGCCAGUGUAUGGAUAUCUCAUGACAAGCAGAAGAAACUACACAGCUUCCUGGAGCAUCUCUUCAGCCAGGUGGAGUCCAUCACCAGUCUGCUGAAGGGAGCGGUGGUGGCCAAGGCCUUUGAACAGACCAAGUGUUUCACACCUGGACGAGCACUACAAGAGUUCCAGCAGGAGAUGGAUCCUCGGGUUAACUGUACCAAGAAGCUCCGUGUCCACAUCAAGCAGGACCCAUGGAACCUCCCCAGCAGCGUACAGGCCCUCACACACACCAUCGCCAAGUUCGUAGAAGAGGUGAAGACACGACUGCUCUUGGUCCUACUACAGUACACAGACUCAGAGAUCCAGUUGAGAAGAGAUAUGGUGUUCUGUCAGUCUCUGGUAGCAGCUGUUUGUGCCUUCUCCCAACACCUACUGGCUGUUCUCAACCAGACCCAGGGAUCAGGCAGGGAGUCAGACCCAGAGGCCCCGGACCCCCAGGACCCUCAGGAGGCCCAGGAGGCAAGCCGACGGUGGCUGGAACAGAUAGCCUCCGCUGGGCUACUUCUCCACUUCCAGUCCCUCCUCUCUCCCAACCUGACUGACGAGCAGGCCAUGUUGGAGGACACUCAGGUAGCUCUGAUUGACUUGGAGAAAGUCACCUUCUACUUCAGACAGUUUGAAGGAGAACCACUGGUUGCAAACAUGCCCAUGUCGUAUGCGGUGGAGGGGACACGCCAGGCCCUGAAGGUCUGUUUCUACCUGGAGACAUUCUACUUCUCCCAGCUACCCCAGCGCCUCCGGAACGGAGGAGGCUUCAAGAUCUACCCUGUCCUAUUCACCCAGGCUCUAGAGAGUAUGGAAGGGUAUUACUACAGGGAUAGUGUGUCUGUAGAGGAAUACCAGGCUCAGAUUAACUCUGCCUCGCUGGACAAAGUCAAACAGUACUACAAGAGACUGAGGGCUUUCUACCUGGAUAAGUCCAACCUUCCCCCCAGCUCCACACCUAAAGCUGCCCUCAUAGACAAGUUGAUGCGUCCUCUGAAUGCUCUGGAGGAGUUGUAUCGGCUGAUGGAGAGUUUUAUCUCCUCCCGUCGCACGGCAGCCUGUCAGUAUACAGCCUGUGGGGCGUCAGGAGUCGGCCUGCUUACCGUGGCAUCAGAACUCUGCUCUCGCCUCGGAGCCACACACAUCGUCAUGUGCAACAGCGGCGUGCACCGCUGCACCCUGAGUGUGACCCUGGAACAGGCAAUCCUAUUGGCUCGUAGCCACGGCCUUCCCCCACGAUGCAUCAUGCAGGCUACUGACGUCAUGAGGAAACAGGGGGCGAGAGUUCAGAAUUCAGCCAAGAACCUGGGAGUGAGAGACCGCACUCCGUCCUCUGUACCUAGACUGUAUAAGCUGUGCCAGCCUCCACCCCCAGAGGGUGAUUCCUAAUUCCCUAGUAACUGUACGGAGCUGUCCAGUCCAGCGAAGUUCUGCUCACCCUUCUUCCUGACUCCAUUCCUUAGAAGACUUCUCUCUUUCUACCACUGAAGAAUCAACCUGGGAGUGUGUCCCAAAUGGCGCCCUAUUCUCUAUUUAGUGAACUACUUUGGACCAGGGCCCAAAAUGCUCACACUCGUGAGUUCCGUGGGUUCCAAUAGGGCUCUGGUCCAAAGUAGUGCACUAUAUAGGGUAUAGGGUGCCAUAUGGGACAUAGACCUGGAAACAGAACAUUUUCUCUCAUCUACAGCUAGCUUGCCUUUUCAAAAUUCCCACACUCAGUCACUCAACAGUGGGCUCAGUGGGUUCACAAUUUGUAAAUAGUGAAUUUUUAAUGCUCUAUUUUUCUCUCCGCUAUUGUGCUGUACUUUAUAGCUGAUUUUAAAAUGGAUUUAUAUAUGUGUCUUGUGUCCAGCUACAUUGCAUCUCAUUUAACAUUAACAGUGUUUAUAAUGGAACAACAACAGAGCCUGAGAUUGGUGCCUUGAGGCUGACGUCAAACCAGCCAACUGAAAUGGAAUGUAGCCUAUCCAUCAAUGUUCUUUCUUUCUGCAAAUAACUAUAAUGGAAUGAAAAUGAGCUGUUUUGUUAUCACAAAGUUCAGGAAAUGACCAUUCCAUGACCUGACUGAUAUUGUUUGAUAUUUGUUUGGAUAUGGUGUGAAAAUUGAAUGAGAUUAUAUGAGUUGUGGGGCAAUAUUGCUGUGCCCCAUUUGCGCAGUCAUUUAUUUUCCUUUCCUUUCUCUCCAACUUGCUCAUUCCAGAUAAUGCAUUUAUGGCUAUGUUGAUAACCAUGUGAAUGUUGUUGUAACAUUGAUCAUAGCGAUACUGUAAAAUGACGUGUAGAUAUGCAGGUAUGACACCUUGAACACUACCAUGUAGCCUUGUAGACACUCUAGUGUCAUACCUUCUCUAGAGUCAAAGGCUGCAUUCCAAUCUAAAUCAGCACCUUUGCUUCCUCCCUUCACUUGGAGUGACGUAUCUAUGACGUUUCCCCGAGGGAGCUUUCCCGAGCGAGUGGAGUGGAGGAGGGAAGGGAUAAAGUGGAUUGAGACCCACCGAAAGAUUAGUAAGUGACCACUAAACGGUGCAGUGUAGCUCGUGUGUUUUCUAUUCUGCAGUCUCUGUGCCUUAAUGAUGGUAUAUUACAGAUAUAAACAUGAUCAUCUAUACACAUAUGAAGUGACCCCCCCUGAUAUGAAGAGGUUCCUACAUGAACCAUCAGUAUUAAAACAGCACUCCACGCUUAUGUAAGUAGAGCUAUGAAAUAUAUAUAAAUAUACUUAAAUAUUGUAUAUUGCCAGUACUCAGGAGCUAAGUAUUAUUCUGUAUUUAGGUAUUACUUACAGUAUCAUUGCUAUAUUGGUAACAACAUUAUAGAGUUGGUUAAUUACUGGACUAUACAAACAUGGGAUAUCAAACUGCAUAGAUGAGCUUGGAUACAUUCCAAAUGGCACCCUAUUCCCUAUUUAGAGACCUAUGGGGCCUGGUCAAAAGUAGUGCACUGUAUAUGAAAUAGGGUGCCAUUUGGGACUCGGCCUUCUGUUUGACAGCUGUCCCCAUAUAUCUCUCAAUUUCUUACUGUAAACAUGUUUGAAAUAAGUACCUUUUCUAAUAUUGUAUAAUGAAGGUGUCUGUUUGCCAUAUAGCAGCGUAUAAUGUGUUGAAGAGAAAACACAUGAGAAGAAAGAGAAAUGUAAAGAUGCAACUGUAAAAAAAGAUGAACACCAAUAGCCAUGUUUGUUUGUUUGACUGAAAAUUACUGUAAUUUAUUUUCAUAUUAUGAGACUGACCCGCCAUAGUUGCCAUAUACACAAUGUAAUUUCUCUCGUUUUUAAACCAAUUUUCUCUGUAUUACUUUUAAAUAUACAAUGUUAUACUGUAGUCAUUAAUUUCAAUUAAACCCAUUUAAAGGAGA
Messenger RNA from Salvelinus sp. IW2-2015, 6625 nucleotides. The record is from RefSeq and is a predicted model, not a curated record. NCBI's taxonomy places the organism in Eukaryota, Metazoa, Chordata, Actinopteri, Salmoniformes, Salmonidae.